Molecule: messenger RNA, 1395 nt
Organism: Mycena indigotica
Lineage: Eukaryota; Fungi; Basidiomycota; Agaricomycetes; Agaricales; Mycenaceae
Exons: 9
Coding region: 1-1395 (464 amino acids)
Source: RefSeq, a predicted model, not a curated record
AUGCACAAAUUGCAGAAUCCGGCGAGUUGUACGAUGCCUCUUCUACCCUGUACCAAUCUGAAGUCGACUAGAAAUGUGGUGGAGAACGACCCAUAUUCCUACGCUCCAACACACACGGUCCCUGUAACCCCCAUUCCGGAUCAAGCCCCGUCAGUAGUAUUGUCGUCACCAUAUUCAGAUGCUGGAGUUGGCAUUCUCCAGGAGCCGCAACAUGUUUUCACCAUGGCAUCUACGAGCCCUCGCUUGACUGAUCGCGAAAAUUCUCCCGAACUAACUUCGGCUUUGAUUCACUGCUUCCUUGACAAAUUUCGCGAGGAUCACUUUUUCUACCUUCCCGAAAUGUCGAUCAAUAAUUCUAGCGAAACUCUGCGCAGCCUCUCGAUUACCGUCAUACUCUGGGCGACAUACCUAGGCGCAGAUAGCAUAUAUCCGGAAGAAAGGCUUUUAGCACUGGCGGUAUCCAAUGCUGCACGCGACUCGACUACCCUCGACCAUGCCUCAAACCAUCAAACGUCGAUUCAACUGAUCCAAACGCACAUCCUGCUUUCACUCUACUUUCUCGACCACGCCAUUUUCAUGCAAGGACGACAUCACUGUGGGAUCGCCACCUCGUUGGCGUUUGGCAUCGGUCUGCACCACCUCAAUGCUCAGUUGUAUGCUGGUCCGGUCCCGCCUCAGUUCCUCCGCAACAUGGGAUCCCGAACGCCAUCACUAGCAACAAGCACGGACGAGCUGACCAUGUUGUCCAAGGCCUUCUGGGCAGUGGUCACCCUGAAUCACUAUUGGGUCGCUAUUACGGGCACGCCUUCCCAUCUUCCCUUUGAUGCCAUUCCCGUCAUCAGCACACAUCAGCCAACAAAUAAUAUGGAUCAUAUACUGACUCAGGCAUCCAUCUGUCUUCAGCGCAUCGUCGCGUUUACGGCGACUGCGGGCUACCCGCCGCCUGAAGACGACUCGCGAGCAUUUGCCGACGAACUUGAGGCCUUCACCAACACGGUUCUACUUCCCGUUGGCAACCGCGGCGGUCCAACGCUGACUCUGUCUCAUCUCUUUAUCCAUGCUGCCGUCCUUCAAUUGCAUGCUCCCUAUAGCAAUCAUUCGAUGACAUCCAACACGAAAUGCUGGGCAGCAGGCGAGCACAUGCUAGCGUGUCUCGCCCAUAUGACAACAGAGCAGACCGCUUCAGCUGACAUAAUCAUAGCACCGCUCCUUGCUGUUUUCGCGGAAUUCUACCUCAAAACGCCGAAUGCGAGCACCACGGCAAACGUCCAACGCAUUCUCGCUGCGCUGGACGCAUUCUCCAAAAGCAAGGGAGAGCGGAGUACGCUUAUUCGAAUCUGCAUCGCAAACAUACAGGCAGAAGCCCAGUUCUUUCAAGUUCAUGGAAUGUAUUAG